UUACGACGCUCUACGGCUGUGAAGUCAGUGAAUCCAGCGACGGCUGUGGGCUGCUAACCGGACCGAAACUAUCACAGCCUGCUCUACAAGACAGCGCUGACCACGAAACCAACUGAUGUAAACGUUCAGCAUUCGACUUUGAGCUUAAAAAAACGCAGACCUUAAUAAACGAGAUAGGGGAAACUAACAAAAAACGACGAAAGAUGAUGUAGCAAGCUAACUUUAGCCAUCUGCCUCGCGCGAUACUUAAACAUGGAUUGUGACGGGUGUGGAGUGCCUUGUCCUCCGCCGGGUUUGGAUUCACACGAGGAGGAUGUCAAAGAGCCAGGGAUGCACUCUUUCGGUCACAGUCACAUGAGGAAGGCCUUUUGCCUUAUGAAUGAUUUGAGAAACCGGAGGAUGCUUUGUGAUGUUCUGCUGGUGGCGGGUGAAGUGGAAGUACCAGCACACAGAGUGGUUUUAGCAUCAUGCAGUCCUUACUUCUGUGCUAUGUUCACAGGUGAAAUGAGUGAAAGCAAGGCUCACCACAUUGAGAUCAGGGACGUUGAUGGACAGACGCUGCUGAAGCUGGUGGAUUAUAUUUACACUGCAGAGAUCGAAGUGUCUGAGGAUAAUGUUCAGGUGUUGCUCCCCGCUGCCAGCCUGCUGCAGUUGAUGGAUGUUCGGCAGGUUUGCUGUGACUUUCUGCAAGCCCAACUCCAUCCCACCAACUGCCUUGGCAUCCGAGCGUUUGCUGAUCUUCACGCCUGCAUAGGAUUGCUUAAUGUGGCUCAUUCCUAUGCUGAGCAGCACUUCACAGACGUCAUGCUUGGCGAGGAGUUCAUGGCCCUCUCAUUGCAGCAGGUGUCCUGUCUCAUCUCUAGUGACAAACUGACAGUGUCCACUGAGGAGAAGGUUUUUGAGGCUAUGAUCGAGUGGAUAAAGCACGAUAAGGAGGCACGUCUGGAGCACAUGCCAAAGCUGAUGGAACAUGUUCGGCUGCCACUGCUGUCCAGAGACUACCUAGUUCAGAUUGUGGAGGAGGAACCCUUAAUUAAAAACAACAACACAUGUAAAGAUUUUCUCAUUGAGGCGAUGAAGUAUCAUCUUUUACCUGCUGAUCAGAGGCAUCUUAUAAAGACUGACAGAACCCGGCCACGCACGCCUAUCAGUUUGCCAAAGGUGAUGAUGGUAGUAGGCGGUCAGGCUCCUAAAGCCAUCCGCAGUGUGGAGUGCUAUGACUUCCAGGAGGACCGCUGGUAUCAGGUGGCAGACUUACCCUCCAGACGCUGUCGAGCAGGUUCUCAGCAAUACUGUGCCUUUUCUUCUUUGCUUUGCUUUCUGCUCCACUUGGUCUUACCUCUCGGCGUGAACGUGCGUCCUUUAGGUGUGGUGUUUAUGGCCGGUAAGGUGUAUGCAGUUGGAGGGUUUAACGGCUCCUUGCGCGUGCGUACGGUGGACGUUUACGAUGGGUUGAGGGAUCAGUGGAGCUCUGUUCCCAGCAUGCAAGAGCGGCGCAGCACUUUGGGUGCAGCUGUAUUAGGGGACUUACUCUACGCUGUCGGGGGCUUUGACGGAAGUACAGGCCUGUUGUCAGUUGAGGCAUAUAGUCCCAAGACUAAUGAGUGGAUGUUUGUAGCUUCCAUGAACACCAGACGCAGCAGUGUCGGGGUGGGCGUAGUGGAUGGAAAGCUGUAUGCUGUUGGAGGAUAUGAUGGAGCAUCCCGUCAGUGUCUGAGUACUGUAGAGGAGUAUAAUCCAACCAGUAAUAAAUGGAGCCAUGUGGCAGACAUGAGCACCAGACGCAGCGGAGCUGGUGUUGGAGUGCUCAAUGGAAAGCUGUACGCUGCAGGUGGGCAUGAUGGUCCUCUGGUGAGGAAAAGUGUGGAGGUCUAUGACCCCUCUACUAACACCUGGAGGCAGGCGUGUGACAUGAACAUGUGCCGGAGGAAUGCAGGAGUGUGUGCCAUAGAUGGGCUGCUUUAUGUCAUCGGAGGAGACGAUGGCUCAUGCAACCUGUCUUCUGUGGAGUACUACGACCCUGCUGCUGAUAAAUGGAGCCUUAUUCCAACCAACAUGAGUAACGGCCGCAGCUAUGCAGGGGUGUCUGUUAUUGACAAGCCUUUAUGACUAAAAGUCCUGGGCAGUGGGUCCACGCACACCUGUCCAGGGAUCAGCUGUGACAGACAGACAGAUAUCUGAGGCAGAAUCUGGAAGAACCUUACCGUUUUCUAGAUCCUCGUGAACCUGCUUGAUCUUAAAGCUCAGAGCAUUACACACGCACACAGAUUCCUGAUCUCUCAAAGUCUCCAGAAAGUGCCAUUUAGCUCUGUUGUUUCUAAAAGAGUUUUACAACAAGACCUUGUUUAAAGUGACUCACUUGGACUGAAUCAGGCUGGGUAGAGUGUUUAAGGGAUUGACUGAAUGACCUAUUCCCCUCGCAGAGUGACUGGUGUGGUAAUCAGAGUGAUGUGCAGGUGAAGAUUGUGCCAACAAAGACCUCCCUGCUUGCUUUACUACUGACUUUACAAUGCUCUUAGCAAAUACACUUGCAUUGGCACUGCAGUUACUAUCACAGGCUCAAGAUGAUGUCUCAGCGUUUCAACAGUAUAAAUGCAUAUCGCACCCCUUUAACUAGAUCAGGGUUCAUACUCACAAAAGUACAAUACUCUGAUUGUAUUGCAUUCAUUUGUUUUUUGUUACAGGGUUACUUAUUUUAUGUUCGUAUUUUAAGUAUAAUGGAAACACAACCGCAAAGAAAUGAAUACUCAUUUGAAAAUGUACUUAAUAAGCUGCUUUUUGUGCCAUAAUGUAUGUAACAUCAUCAAAGAUGUUUAAACAGGAAACAUGUAAUAUAAAUCUCACAGGGUAAUGUGCCAAAUGUAACAUAGUUAUAUAGAGAAUACUAUAAUAUGUAUAUAAGCACUUGUCAUGUGGCAGUUAUGGUGUGCAGUCGUCCAUGUUGGACAUACAGAGCCUUAAUAUCUCUCUUUUAAGAGUUUCUCUUAAUUUUACAACUCUGUCUGUAUAUGCAUUUUUUUGAAAUUGCACUGGCUAGGGAAUCUAUCUGCCAAACAUAUUAGAAUCUUAGUAAAAAUUGCACUGAACUUCUUACACAACAGAGCUGGUACUUUUGCAAUGACAGGUAAACAACCUGGCAUAUGUUAAUAUUUUAUAACCACAAUUCAUUUAGAAUACACCGCUUUAUUUAUUUUAUCGUGGCAUAGGCUGAUGUACUUAAUCAUUUGAAUCUAGUCAUCAGUACAACUGGAAAUGUAAAGACUUUCAAUAGUCCUAAAAAUGAUCAUUGUACAUUUUUAACUUUAUAAAGCUUUAACUUUGUUUGCAGUGGAUCCUACCUGUUUACAAAACAUUGCUCCAUUAUUCUGCACUUAAAUUCUCUCACGGAUCUUUAAUUUGUCAAUGGACAAACAGUAUACUGAUACAACACACUAUGCAGAAAGACAGCUUUGCAAGGUUUUAACAUUAGGAGGCAAGAAUGUUCCCAGGAGCUUCUUUUGCAUUUGGGCUGGUGUAACUGCUGCCACUAACUUUGAUGUUUUUAUAAAUCAUAAUCGUAACAUUAAAACAAAUAAUAAUGACA
Triplophysa dalaica is the source of this 3583-nucleotide messenger RNA. RefSeq names its product kelch-like family member 3 (gene klhl3). NCBI's taxonomy places the organism in Eukaryota, Metazoa, Chordata, Actinopteri, Cypriniformes, Nemacheilidae. Gene Ontology annotation, molecular function: protein binding. The coding region runs from base 253 to 2109 and encodes 618 amino acids. The transcript has 14 exons. The record is from RefSeq and is a predicted model, not a curated record.